CGCCGCCAGCGCCGAAGGUUGCCGAGCGGGGGUCGCGCGGCUCCGGCGGCCCGGCCGGCGUUUCCGGAGAUUGCCGAGGGGCUUCGGCCCCUCCCCAGCCACCGCCGAGCCCGUGACCGAGGGGCUCCGGUGGGUCGGAGCCCGCCGCGCCCGCUGCUCUGCUUGCGGCGCGGGGCUCGCCCUCCUCCUCCUCCUCCUCCGGCAGCGCCGGGCGUCGCGGUGACAGAGCGGGGCGAUCGCGGCGGGGUCGGCCGGGGCUCCGGCGGCGCGGAUGGCGGAGGGCGGCCAGCCCCCGCAGCAGCAGCAGCAGCCACAGCCGCAGCUCCUGGCCGGCGGCGGCGCGGGGGCCGCCCGCGGCGUGAAGCGGGAGCCGGAGCUGGAGCAGCCCAUGCCCGGUGGGGACGGCGCCGAGGGCGGCCACAGCAAGCGGCUGCGGACGGAGGCGGAGGCCGACGGCGGCGGCAUGCAGAACGAGCCUCUGACUUCAGGUUAUCAUGGAUACCCAGCAAGAGACAAUCAAGGUAACCAGGAGCCAGCAGCAACUCCUGAUGCAAUGGUGCAGCCAUUCACCACAAUCCCAUUUCCGCCACCCCCACAGAACGGGAUUCCCACAGAGUAUGGGGUGCCACACACUCAGGACUAUGCAGGCCAGACCAGCGAGCACAAUCUGACGCUCUACGGAAGCACGCAACCGCAUGGAGAGCAGAGCACGAACACGGCCAGCACGCAGAACGGAUCUCUUGCACAGACAGAAGGAGGGGCACAGACAGAUGGACAGCAAUCACAGACACAGAGCAGUGAGAAUACUGAGAGCAAAUCCACUCCAAAACGACUUCAUGUGUCUAACAUUCCCUUCCGCUUUCGAGAUCCUGACCUUCGGCAGAUGUUUGGGCAAUUCGGCAAAAUCCUUGAUGUAGAGAUAAUCUUUAAUGAGCGUGGCUCGAAGGGAUUCGGGUUCGUAACUUUCGAGAAUAGUGCUGAUGCAGACAGGGCCAGGGAGAAAUUACACGGCACCGUGGUAGAGGGCCGUAAAAUCGAGGUUAACAACGCCACUGCACGAGUGAUGACCAAUAAGAAGAUGGUCACACCAUACGCAAAUGGUUGGAAGUUGAGUCCUGUGGUUGGAGCGGUGUACGGCCCUGAGUUAUAUGCAGCGUCCAGCUUUCAAGCAGAUGUCUCGCUGGGCAAUGACGCCGCAGUGCCCCUGUCAGGAAGGGGGGGUAUUAACACUUACAUUCCUUUAAUCAUUCCAGGCUUCCCCUAUCCAACUGCAGCCACUACAGCAGCCGCAUUUCGGGGAGCCCAUCUGAGGGGCCGAGGAAGGACGGUGUACGGGGCAGUCCGGGCAGUACCUCCCACAGCCAUCCCUGCCUACCCAGGUGUGGUUUACCAGGACGGAUUUUACGGUGCUGACCUCUAUGGUGGAUAUGCAGCCUACAGAUAUGCACAGCCUGCUACUGCAACAGCAGCCACGGCCGCUGCAGCCGCUGCAGCAGCUUACAGCGAUGGUUAUGGCAGGGUAUACACAGCAGAUCCUUACCACGCCCUUGCCCCUGCCGCUAGCUACGGAGUUGGCGCUGUGGCGAGUUUAUACCGAGGUGGCUACAGCCGAUUUGCCCCCUACUGAAGUGACGUGAGCCCCCUGCAAGUGGGACAGCCCCCCCAGUUCAUGAGGCCUGGCUAUUGCAAUAUUUACUAGUAGAGGAACUCUAUAGCAAGACGAGGAAGAAAAACAAAAAAACAAAAGAGAAAAUACUUUUUUAUACCUCACUAUGUUCUUCGAAUAUGUAUUUUUUUCCUUUAAAUUUCUGCCUUUAAUUCUUUUGUUCCAAAGAUUGUGCAUUUUUUUUGUUUUGAUUUUUUUUUUCGUUUGUUUUUGGGGUUUUUUAAACUGUGGUAAAAAUAAUGCAUUUCCGUGUCUGUAUGUUGGUGCAUAGCUUAUCCUACCAAUCACGGAAAAGGCGAUUAGCGAUAAGGAAAGUUGUUAGAAACUGAUAUCAUGCAAUUAAUCAGGAACACGCAGACAGAGUUACUUCCCUGGGUCUGGUGCUUGGUGCCUAUGAGACAGGAGGACACGAGGGAGAAGUCUCCACCUGCCGUGUUUCUGGUCUGCAGAAGGAAGCACUCUUUGGCUGUGGCUGGGACCUAAAUGCUGGUGGGAAAUAGUCAUUUACAUUUGGAAAUGAGGGAAAUGCAGAGACUUCCCUCAUUUUUAUCACCAUCCGAUGUGCACAGGUUUGGGGCAGUUUCAGCAGUGUCAGUAGUUUAGACUUGGCAGGAGAAGAUAUCCUCAACCUGCUGAAAGACUUUGCCUGUUACCUGCUAUACAGGGGACAAGAGUUGGAAAGGUGUUUUUGAUGAGGAUGAUCUUUCACACACACCCCCAACUUAUUCUAGCUUAUUGUUCAGCACUGCUGGUGGCUGCAAUUAUUUUUAGUUUUCCUUCCUCCUUUCCAAGACCUUUCUCAUUUGCUGUCCUUUCGUCUUCUUUCCUUGCGGAGUGGCAGAUGCAAUGCAGCAUCACACAGAGUACCUCUGUUGUGGACAGCAAGCGGUUAAACUUGUAGAGGUGAAGUGCAUGCAGCCUUGCAGAGGAAGAAAGCUAGCAGAAGAACCAUGCAUCAGUGCUGUUCUCGGGUGAUCUGAGAUCCAGCGUUGCAAGGUCUCUCCCUCUCUUCACCCUGAGGUGCUUAGGCGCUGCUGGAAGUAAUCUGUUUCAAAUAACAUAAGUGAGGAAAAACAAGUCAUGUAUAAGCUGCUUGAGGUAAGGGGCAAGCAUGAGGUUUGUGUGGGGGAAGAGGGUCUCUUACAUCUUAAUGUUGAUCCUAAAGUAGUUUUGUUUCUGUCAGGAGUUUGAGGGGAGGCAGAAGCAGUUUGUGCAAACUCUGAACUCAUAGGAACUUCCCACCGCAAGCUAUUUCAGGCUCUUACAUAGUUGCGUUGAAGCUUUGGGUCUGUUUUGCCCAGCCUCUCUUGGAAAGUUCUGUACCUGGUCUGCUGAGUCCAUAUAGACACUACAUAUUGACAGAUUUGGAAGCAGAGAGGCUCUUUACGGGAGGGCUUCAUGACUCCCAAAACCGUCUCCCUUCUGCUCUCAUGUACAGUGAUCUUGCUGUGUUUCAAAGUCAGCGUUUUCAGACGACUUGUGUGAGCUGUGCUGUGAUGGGGAGGGAGUUACUGUUCUCCAGACCUCCCCACUCAGCUCCUGGCACCUAGAGUGCUCCCAGUAACCCCAGCGACCAGAGGCAGGGUCUCUUAACUACAUGGCAGAGAAAUGCAGAAAUGUGUUUUGAUUCUGCUGCCUUGAGUACUGGGGUGAGCCUCGCUGCCCUGAGAAGGGCUGCUUGGAGUGUGGGUUUGUUGGUGGAGCCUCUCCAGCUCCUGUUGUACACCUGCUUCUCCAUCCACCACUGAUAACAGAAUAAGGAACCUCCUGCUCUUAACACUAAGCAAUGUCAGCAAGCAGAGCUCCCAGGGAGGUGUCCUGGCCCAGCCACGCACAGCCAAGCUUUGCUUUUUUUUUUUUUUUUUUUUUUUUCCCCCCCCCUCUUCCUCAGCGAUACACAUAGCCUCUCUGUGCUCAGCAGAGAGGAGGCACCUCAAAUGGGAAGAAUGGGGAAGCCAUUAGUCAAGCUAGAGACCCUGAAGCUAUUGAUUCUCUGGAGGAAUAGCUAGAUAAAGGGGACACCAAACUGCCAGCCUGUUGGCCACGUUUUUGGGGUUUUUUCUUCUUUUUUUUUCUUUUUUCCUGGUUUUAUUGUUGGGUUUUAACUUUUUUUUUCCAAGCCAAAGUUUGGUUUGUUGCUGUUAUGACAAUUUUUUUGUUGUUUGUAUAUAAAUAUUUUAGUUAGCUUGAAAAUGGGGAGGGGGGAACAGGGUCUUGGGGCUUUCACAAAAUCUAGGAAAUGAGGGGGACUCGGGGUGUCUGGAGGCUUUUACUGCCCGAGUUGGGGUAGGGGAGGGAGGACUUGUGGUAGAAACAGUCAUAUUCGAGGGGAGCCAGUUUCCACUGCAGGGCAGCCAGGGGACUUCUGGAGCUGAGAUGCAGCAAAAGCCUCUACUGGAGUAGUUCUACCCACCUGUGGGUGGAGGGGCUGCGUGAGGCUGUCCCUUCCCUUGUCCGCAGGCAGUUCCUCACGCAGCAGGUCUGCAGGCUGCGAGCGGGAGCAGUGCAGCUUGCAGAGCCCGACAGGGGCAGCUGCUCACCCCACUGCCCCUUUCCUAUGUUUCAGUUCAGCUGGUUCUGACUGCAGCUCCCAAAAAGCUGGCUUCUCCCUCCCCGAGCGUCCUCCCCUGCCCUGGCAGUGCCGCUUGCUAUAACCCCACUGCUACUUGGCCUCCCUGGGAGUAGGGAGGCCAGCCCCAUUUCUGCUUCUGAGCAGAGUCUAUGCAUGGCAGCUUCAGCCCACUCAAGUAUAUUAGGAGCGUGAGGGGUUUAGUGCAGAAGCGCCCAACCUUUGCAGGGCUGUGGUCCCCUGCUGUAUGAUCUCAGAGUAGUACCCACUCUAGAACAUCCAGCCUGAUUCCUCCUGUAUCCGAGCCCAGCCUGCACUGGUUGCUCCCUGCCAGGCUCCUGCAGUGCAUUAACCAGCCAGUGUCUCCUUGACUCUGAAGUUAAUGCUGCAAGACCCCCGCUGAGGAAGGUUGCUGAUAGCCCAGCGUCCUGCUCUCAGCAGGGAGCUUCAGAGGGGACACCGGGAUGCUUGCUUGGUUGGGAGCUGCAGGUGGCUUGCUGGUUCCACAUCUCUGGAGCACCAGACCUCCCAAAACCUUGCAUGCCAGCUCAAAUUUUGCAGCGAGGUUUCUUGAGUGAGUGUUGUGCUGUGGCAGGAGAGCUCUUGAACCUUUCUUCCCUCUUGGCAAACAAUAGCUCUGGUUUCGCUCGGAUGUGUUAUGAAUUGGCUUGAGAUGCGUUCGGAGUAGCCAAGCCGUGGCUGUAUCCGUCUUCUGAUGAAGUGAGGACAAAACCUAUAUCUCCCUAUGCAAAAUGAAUUACACUUAAUGAAUUAUACUGGGCCCUGGCUUAUUUAACUGAUGGCAGCUAGUGCCUGUCCCCAAGAUGGGUCUGUAGUCGCAGGCCCCUUGCAAAGCAGGGCUUGGCCUUCUGAGGGAAACCAGGCAGGCAGCCUGGCAGAUAGCUUGCUCUUUGUCACCUUUUAGUCUGGUGGCACCUGGGAUUCCUCUUGAUGAAGAGGAAAAGUAGGUUUUUUUAAGUGUUGCUGUUUGUACUGUCUUGCAAUAGGUCUGGCCAGCACGUGAUACUAUACUGAUAAAAUUUUGGAUUGAAGAGUUGAUUUAUUUAAUGUGCUGGUCUAUCUUUCCUUAUGGUACAGUUGUGCUGGUACAAGAAUAAUUCUACUAGUAUAGCAUAUUCUCUACUGGGAAUAAGUUAUACUGAUGCCCAGCAUGUUAACAAACUGUUGUCAUUGUCCCUGUGCUAGGGAGGCUGCACUGGUGUAGGUGGGUUAGCUUUUUUAAGAAAAGCCAUGAGAGGACCUGGAGACAACGGGGAACUCUGUACGAGCCUGCUACAGCCGGCGUUGCCCAGGUUCAGCAGUUACGUGGAUCGUGUGUGAUGAGUUGAGAUAGACAAAGCCAUGUUUUAAAAUAGCUGUGGCUUGGCUGUUUCAGUGCCCAAGAGAGAGCAGACUUGCCCAACGAGGAAGAGCACUAGCUCAGGAGUCAGAGGCCUGUCUUUUGGGCAGGGCUCUGUCGGUGCUCCGAAAGGGUCAUUGCGGAGCGGUCGUGUUGCUGCUGGACUUCGCUUCCCUGUCCCUAAAGUGAAGUGGGAGUUUAUCCCCUUUCUCACCCAUUUUGAGACCUGUGGAUGUGAAGUGCACAGCAAGAGCUGAGGAGGGUUAUCUGAAUAGCUGGCUCGAGUGCUAGUUGUGGAACGGUUAAUAAAAGCAUUUCCUUUCCCAAAAAGAGAUGCUGGCUACUGGGGUUUCAGUUCCAGUGCCCAGAGUUUCAGCAGCAGGGAAUACAAAGCUGAGCCUCCCAGUUCCUACCUACAUUUUUCCCCAGCCCGUCCCUAUCUGUAUCUUCCCAGCCCAGCCCUGAAGGAGGAGGCAAAUGGAGAACAGGCUUGGGGAGCACUUAGGAGCUUAGUAAAGGGAAACUCAAAACAACAGCUCUGGGGAGCGCUUUUGCUGAGUCUAGCUCCAAAGGGAAAGCAGGCAGACGGCCCGCUGCCUGUGACCUCCAGCCUGGCAGGGGAGGGGGAAUGCUGUCCGUGGUGCAGCGGGGUGAAUUUUAAAGUGUGUUACCUGUUUGCACUGUUUUCAAAUAGGAAGGGGGGGUGGGACGGGACCCAACUUAGUGAAGAUGAUGAACAUCCAAUGUAAACUUCUUUGUGUUUUUAUUUUGACAUGCUCUUGGAAAAUGUCAAACAUUUUGUAGUAUACACCAGUGAGACUUGACUCUUUGUUGCAUAAAACACUAUUUUUGGUGAUGUUAAUGUCUGAAAAGCCCCUUCCCUCCAUCCCUAUCUUACUGAUUGUCCUCUCCGCCCUCCAACUCCAGUAAACUUCUCUUCUGCAAUGGAAACUCCAGUCAACAAGGCAAGCAGGAGUCUGAUAGCCAGAGUGUGAAAUGGGGCCCUUUUCAAGUAGGCUCUGGGGUUUCUCCCUGGUAUGCCUUGCUCUAGCCAGGGGCUGGCAGGUUAGCCCCCGUCCCUUCGCAGCAUGUGCAUCGAUGGACAUCCCAAGUCCCAUUUAGGCUGCCACGUCCCCUCUUCAUUGCCAUUGCUAACCCUGGAAGGCAGCUUCUUGCUGGUGGUUGAAAGCACUGCCAGCGGUUGUCCCCUCUGGGUAGCAGGCUGCAGCUGGUCCAGGCUUGUGCAGUAGACAAGCUUCCUAUGUUGCCUCAACUCAUGGUAGAGCAAGAAUGCAUCAGCCAAAAAUCUUGCCUGAUUUUGCCAGGAGACUGCUGGUGUCUAAAACCGUCCACCCGAAUAUUCAUUUGGCUGGCAGUCGAUAAAAUGCCGGUUAAUCUUAGGAAUGGUUUUUCUUUUUUCUUGUUUUGUUUUGUUCUGAAGUGGGUCAAUAAAUCUCUUGCCAGAUUCCCAGUUCUCUGCUGGUGGAGGGGCUUGUUGCUUCCCCAAGGACUGAAUUCCUUGCAGAAAUCGGGCCUCCCACAUUAGUAGUCUCAGUUUUGGUCACGUUUUUCUAUUUUUCUGUUCACAGUAUUUUGUGUGUGUGCGCGUGUUGUAGUUUUGGCAGCUUGAUUUGGCUGCAUUAUCAAAUGACGAAAUAAUCCUCUUUACCCCAGGGGAUAUGAUUUGUCUUUGGGUUUUUUCCUUUUUUUUUUUUCCUUUCCUUUUUUUUUUUUUUUUUUUUCUCUUUUCAAUAUGAUAAGUCCUGCUUGUAAAUAGCUGGAGCUAAAACCUGGGGCCGAUAGCAAAUGAGAACCAGGGCUGUAGAGCGAUACGGAGCUGGUGGAGUAUUUUACUGACCUCACAGGCUGAUCUACUUGAGACUUGGAGAUUUUUCAGUGCAAGGCUGAGAUGCCGCAGCACCUCCAGUGGCAGCAACGGACUUGCCCCUUCACGCAGUCUCCCCAGCACCUCCCAUUGCCAGGUACCGCCGGGGAUCUGGACGUGUCCCGAGUGGGAUGCGUUCCCUUCCCCUGGAUCAUUUCCUAGGACGCCCAAGCCGCUUGCCCAGGGUCCCAUUUCCCUGCUGACUCUGGAGAAGCAGUAUCUGCAUCCCAGGGCUUUGUGACAGCCUUUAACUUCCCGCCCUCCCUCGUUAAGUAUCAUAUUGUAUAGUAGCUUUCAGACCAUACAGUAUUCAUUGGGUUAUUCCUAUUAUUAUCAAGUAGCUGGAAUUGUGAAGGUCGGAGUAGUUAGAUCUUUAGCUUUUAUUCCUUUUUUUUGUAUUACUAUCCAUGUGUAUAAAUUAUUGAUCAUGUUGCUGGCUUUUAUAAACUCUAAGCAAGGGGGGAAACCCUUCCUAACCCUUUGCAAAUGGUAAUGAAGCACUGUUUUUAAAUAAAAGAGAGAAACACCA
This is a messenger RNA of Falco peregrinus (peregrine falcon), 8009 nucleotides long. RefSeq names its product RNA binding fox-1 homolog 2 (gene RBFOX2). The record is from RefSeq and is a predicted model, not a curated record. The coding region runs from base 272 to 1627 and encodes 451 amino acids. Gene Ontology annotation, cellular component: nucleus; cytoplasm. Gene Ontology annotation, biological process: nervous system development; regulation of alternative mRNA splicing, via spliceosome. The transcript has 14 exons. NCBI's taxonomy places the organism in Eukaryota, Metazoa, Chordata, Aves, Falconiformes, Falconidae. Gene Ontology annotation, molecular function: mRNA binding.